CAGUUUUAUAGAUUUCAAGAACUUAUCUUUGUCAUAAUAAUAACAUUAUCGAUUUCGGAAAUUCAUUAUGGGAGAUUAUAACAUCAAGUCUGUUGCGGUUAUUGGAGCCGGAGCUGCCGGUGCUAUUUCCGCAGCAGCUUUGAAAGCAGAGAAUUACUUCGACCGGAUACGAGUGUUUGAACGGAGAGAAACUCCUGGAGGUACUUGGAUCUACGAUGCCGACCCAACAGUCGCUCCUAUUCAGCCUGGGGGACUCCCAGAAGAUAUUGAUAAGCCACUUCCGAUUCCAGAGAACCUGCCGACCACGACGUUUCCGAGUCAACAAGAGAGAUACGCCCAUACUCCUAUCUAUCAGAAUCUCACAACUAAUGUGCCUCAAAUCGCAAUGUCCUUCUCGGACCAGCCGUUCUCUUAUGGGCCAUUCGUUCCGCAUUAUAUUCCUCGCCAGUACAUCGAAACAUAUUUUUCCACCCAAAAGACUGACGAAUACUUAUCCCUCAACACUACAGUAGAGGAUAUCUCCCAGCUACCUGCCGCUACAAGAGGAGGACUAAAGUCUUGGAGGUUAACAUUAAGGAAAUAUGACCCUCUACGACACGUUGAUGUAUGGUGGCAAGAAGACUUUGAUGCCGUUAUACUUGCCAACGGGCACUAUGCUAUACCCUGGGUUCCACAGGUUCAAGGCUUGGGGGCAUAUAUGGAGAAGUUCCCUGGCAGAGUAAUACACUCCAAAUUUUAUCGCUCACCUUGGUUGUAUGCCAAGAAAAGAGUUCUUGUUAUUGGAAAUUCUGCGUCUGGUCAUGAUAUAGCAGUGGAUCUUCUACAGUCUGUCCAGCAACCGCUUUACCAGUCACGGCGAUCACGAGGGAGGUUAGAUGGCGAUGAACCUCCUCUCGGGAUGGAGUGGAAGACAGUCAUCAAAGAGUAUCGACUGGAUGGUACAAUCGUGUUCGAUGAUGGGAGCGAACUCAAAGACAUUGAUCACAUCCUUUACUGCACAGGAUAUCUUCCAUCCUAUCCAUUUUGGAACAGCAAAGUGAACGGCCGACAGCUAUUUGACUACAAAAAAAGAAAGCUUAUCAACAACUACUGGCAUACCUUCUUCCAGGACAUCCCCAACCUGGCAGUUGUCGGUAUGCCUCGCGUCUUGACAUUUCGAAGCUUCGAAUAUCAAGCCAUCGCACUCGCACGACUAUUCUCAGGAAGAAACUCGAUUGCUCUCCCACCAAAAGAAGAACAAAAGAAAUGGGAACUUGGCAGAGAGAAACUCUGUAAACAGCAGGGAAGAAGGUUUCACGAGAUAGAGUGGGAGACUGGUGAGACUUUUGCGUGGCUGGAAGGUUUUUUCAAGAUUGCGGGCCUAGGAACAUUAUCCGGAGAGGGCAGAAUACCUCCUGUUUUGAGCAAAGACCUUAUCUGGGCUAUCGAGCAUGUGAGAAAAUACCCAGGUCCGGGUAAGGAUGAUCACGACAAGAUGAGGGAAGGGUCUCAAUCUGGACAUGAUGGUUGGGAUCUGGUUGAAAGCACUCAUAAGGAUAUUUUGUCCUUCAUUUAGAUACGAGAUAUGCCAAAUAUACACAAGUGAGACC
This is a messenger RNA of Fusarium verticillioides 7600, 1589 nucleotides long. RefSeq lists its product as hypothetical. The transcript has 5 exons. NCBI's taxonomy places the organism in Eukaryota, Fungi, Ascomycota, Sordariomycetes, Hypocreales, Nectriaceae. The record is from RefSeq and is a predicted model, not a curated record. The coding region runs from base 68 to 1555 and encodes 495 amino acids. Gene Ontology annotation, molecular function: NADP binding; flavin adenine dinucleotide binding; N,N-dimethylaniline monooxygenase activity.